CCGUCGGAGCCGCCCUGCCACCCGCCCCCCCCGCCACCGGAGCUCGUGCUCGCCCUGGUCGUCGGCGCCCUCGAGCUCACGCCCGCCCAGGCUGCCUGCGCCUCGAGCUUGCCCACGGGGGUGAACCGCCGCUCCGCCCCUCCCUCGCACGGCCAGCAGCCGUCGCCCCGCCCUCCGUUCGUUUCCCUCGCGCGGCAUGCCGCUGCUCCGCCAUGUCUCCCGAGGGCGUGCCGAACUCUCACCAGGGCGCGUGCGCGCUAGUGCGCAGAGGGCACCGGCGACCAGGGCGAGCGUGCUCUUCCUCGGUGGCCGCUGCUCGCAUUCCAGAAUUACCAAAGCGAGCGGAGGCUGCCGACGGGAGCCAGGAGCGACCAUAGCGCCAUAGCGGCACGGUGGGAUGGCAGCUUGUGGCGACGGUGGCGCGCUACCUCAGCUCCUACGCCGCCUGUUACCCUGCGGGACAUGAGGUUCGCCGGGAAGCCGAUUAAAAUCCCUAUAGUUUCUGUCUCUGUGUGCGUGUUCCGAUGGCAUGAACAAGAAUCAAUAAAUCACUUGUGAAUUGGCAUGCUCCAAAGAAGCCCAGACAAGCCCCUAGUGUCCUUUUUCUUUGUCUUUAAUUUUACACCGGCAUGUCCCCUUUCACACAAACCUGCUCCUGUUUUCGCAUGGCAAAUUGAGAUGUUUGUGAAGAUAGAUACUGUAAAAGUUUGAUUGAACGCAUCCUAUGGCAAGACAAUUUUUUAAAUCUAUUGCUUGUUCCCUAGUAAAUUAACGCCCGACACAUUGGAUGCCAGCAAGUCAGCUAGGAUGCAAUGGAUAUUUGAUUGCGAGUGCGCCACUCGAAAGCCAACAACCCCAGUUUAGAACAAUGUAGACGAAAUUUCCUUACUGAUCACUUGCAUUUGUUUACUAUACUUCUCCAAGCGUCUCUAGGCUUGGUAGUGUGUGAAGGUGUCUGCUGAUGGCUGCUAGUGGUAUAUAAUUAGUCCAUUGAUUAACAAGUUAGUUGUUCAACUACGUAUAAUUUAUUUGGGCCAACCUAUCAGCUUACUCUGACCAGCUUUUGGUUAUCUGAUUAGUCACCUAACACUCAGAAGAACGCAACCACCCACAAGGCCAGAAAGGCAGGAACCACUCUGUACUCACAUCCACCUGUAACCUCCUAGCUCUCGACCAAGCACAAGCAACUACCAUGGCAGAGGCAAUUGUAGGAUUGCUGGUCUCCAAGCUUGGUGUGGCCUUAGCGAAGGAGACGGUGACCUUCGGUUCCUCGCUGCUCUUCAAGGAAGCAUCUGCCCUUGAUGGACUUUUUGGUGAGAUCCGUGAAGCCAAGGAUGAGCUGGAGAGCAUGCAGGGUUAUCUGCAACGAGCGGAGCGGUUCAAGGACACCGAUGAGACCACCGGCAUCUUUGUCGAGAAGAUCAGGGGCUUCGCUUUCGAGAUCGAGGAUGUCGUUGAUGAGUUCACCUACAAGCUGGAUUUGUCAGAGCAAAGGAUAACAGAACAUUAGAGGAAGUGGCAGAGGGAUGCUUGACCGAGCUUGUGAAUCGAAGCCUACUACAGGUAGUGGCGAGGAAUAGCGGUGGACGAUUAAAAUGCUGCCGGAUGCAUGAUGUUAUACGCCUUCUUGCUCUCAACAAAGCCAGGGAGGAAUGCUUUGGAAAAGUUUAUGAUGGAUCCGGUGCAUUCUCUGUAGAAGGCACACGUCGUAUAUCGAUCCAGAGUGAAAACAUUGAACAGCUAAGUCAAUCUUGUGGAACGCAUUUCCGUGCACUCCAUGUAUUUGAGACUCGUAUCAGUAUUAAUUUGCUCAAGUCUAUCCUAUCAUCUUCGAGGCUGCUGUCGAUGUUGGAUCUGCAAGGUGCACGUAUCAAAAUGCUGCCUAAUUAAGUGUUUGACUUGUUUAAUUUGCGGUACUUGGGCCUCAGACAUACUGGUAUUCAGAAUUUGCCUGAAGCAAUAGGGAGGUUACAAAACCUACAGGUCUUGGAUGCUUACAACACUGAACUGUCAUCUUUACCAAACAGCGUGGUAAAGCUUCACAAGCUGAGGUACUUUUAUGCAUGUACUGGUGGUGGUGGGCUAGAAUAUGAUCACUGUGCUGGAGUCAAGGUGCCCAAUGGUAUGCGGCACUUGACGUCAUUGCGAGCUCUGCAAUAUGUGGAAGCAACCUUGAAGAUGCUGCAUGAACUUGAAGCUUUGACAGAGCUAAGAACAUUCGGUGUUUGCAACAUCAAAAGCGAACACUCUUCUUAUCUGUGCAAUGCUAUCACAAAAAUGAGACACCUUGUUCAUCUGGACAUUUUUGCUACGGGUGGCGAGGUGUUGCUGGAACGUCUGUGUUUACCUCCGAACGUUUCUUGGCUUGGUUUACACGGGCAGCCAGGGAGAACAUCGAUGCCUUGGUCCCACCUCAAGAGCCUCACACGGUUGCAACUGUCAUUCUCCAACAUCGACGAGGAGUCGUUCUUCAGUCUGCUAGAGUUACAUGGUUUAUACCAUCUUGAGCUUUUCAAGGCCUUUGUAGGGAAGAAGCUGCACUUCUACUCAGGAUCAUUUCCAAAACUGCGGAUCCUAGGGAUUGUUGGCUGCCACAAGCUCAACCAAACUGAAAUAGAAGAUGGCGCGAUGGCAAUCCUUGUUUCGCUGCUGUUCGAUGAUUGUCCUGAAUUGAAGGCUCUCCCCGACGGCAUCGAGCACCUUAGGGACCUUGAAGACCUACGCCUGGUAAACACUGGAGAAGAACUCUUGGAGAGCCUUCGGCGAAAGGGAGAAGAACCGAACGAGGAUCUUGUGAAGAUCGGUCACAUCAGAAAGGUUACUGUUCAGCUAACCAAGAAAAAUAUAUGGGAAAGGAUCAGGUGACCGCAAGACAUUGGUAGCUACU
This is a messenger RNA of Triticum dicoccoides, 2887 nucleotides long. Its product is annotated as disease resistance protein RPM1-like. Lineage: Eukaryota; Viridiplantae; Streptophyta; Magnoliopsida; Poales; Poaceae. Bases 2125 to 2865 code for a protein of 246 amino acids. The record is from RefSeq and is a predicted model, not a curated record. The transcript has 2 exons.